Molecule: messenger RNA, 3321 nt
Organism: Elgaria multicarinata webbii
Lineage: Eukaryota; Metazoa; Chordata; Lepidosauria; Squamata; Anguidae
Gene: ACADVL
Product: acyl-CoA dehydrogenase very long chain
Exons: 20
Coding region: 217-2073 (618 amino acids)
Molecular function (GO): fatty-acyl-CoA binding; flavin adenine dinucleotide binding; very-long-chain fatty acyl-CoA dehydrogenase activity
Source: RefSeq, a predicted model, not a curated record
AGCCCAGGGAAGUGCAAAGGACAGCAGCAGCAGCAGCAGCAGCAGGAGGAGGAAACUUCCAAGAAGCUCUUGCAGGACCCAUAGAUCCCCCCACCCCACAGACACGCCCCUCUUCCUCCACCAUGCAAGCUCUCAGGCUGCCCCCCAAGCUCUGCUGGACCCUCCUGCGUGUGGGUGCCCCCCAAGGGUCUGGAGGGGUCCCAGCAACGAGGCUCUAUGCUGCACAGGCCGCCGAGGCCGUACUGGAAAAAUCGGGGUACCACAACAGCUUCUGCUUCACAAACGGUGUCAGGAAAAAAAUCUUCACUCGCAGAGUCCAAGUCCUUCGCCGUGGGAAUGUUCAAGGGGCAGAUCAACACGGAGGAAGUCUUCCCUUAUCCCUCAGUCCUAAGUGAGGAGCAAGCCCAGACGUUGCAAGAAUUGGUGGGUCCGGUCAGUCGGUUUUUUGAGGAAGUGAACGACCCAGCCCAAAACGACGACUUGGAGCAGGUAGAGGAGAAAACGAUGCAAGGGCUGAAAGAGCUCGGAGCUUUCGGCUUGCAAAUCCCCGUUCACCUUGGAGGACUGGGCCUCUGCAACACCCAGUACGCUCGGCUGGUGGAAAUCGUUGGAAUGCAUGACCUGGGAGUGGGCAUCACCCUCGGGGCUCACCAAUCCAUCGGGUUUAAAGGGAUCCUUCUCUACGGCACCCAGGAGCAGAAGGAGAAGUAUCUCCCCAGGCUGGCUACAGGUGAGACCAUCGCCGCCUUCUGCCUGACGGAGCCCACCAGCGGCUCAGAUGCCGCCUCCAUUCGAAGUGCGGCUGAGCUCAGCCCUUGUGGCACCUACUACACUCUCAAUGGAAGCAAAAUCUGGAUCAGCAACGGCGGCCUGGCCGAGAUAUUUACGGUUUUCGCGAGAACGCCGCUGAAGGACGAAGCGACUGGCGAAGUGAAGGACAAGAUCACGGCCUUCAUUGUGGAGCGAUCCUUCGGGGGUGUCACGCGUGGCCCCCCUGAAAAGAAGAUGGGGAUCAAGGCAUCCAAUACGGCAGAGGUCCACUUCGAUGGGGUUCGUGUCCCGGCAGAGAACGUUCUGGGAAGCCCCGGCGCCGGUUUCAAGGUCGCCAUGAAUAUCCUCAACAACGGGCGAUUCGGCAUGGCAGCCGCGAUGGCCGGCACCAUGCGUGGGGUCAUCGGGAAAGCGGUGGACUACGCUGCCAACAGGACCCAAUUCGGGGAUAAAAUCCAUAAUUUCGGAGCGAUUCAGGAGAAGCUGGCCCGGAUGGCCGUGCUGCAGUACGUCACGGAGUCCAUGGCUUACAUGAUCAGCGCAAAUAUGGACCAGGGGGCAUCCGACUUCCAGAUCGAGGCGGCCAUCAGCAAAAUCUUUGGCUCGGAAGCAGCGUGGACCGUCACGGACGAAUGCAUCCAGCUCAUGGGCGGAAUGGGUUUCAUGAAGGAUGCCGGAGUGGAGCGUGUGCUGCGUGAUUUGCGGGUGUUCCGGAUCUUCGAGGGAACCAACGAUAUUUUGCGGCUGUUUGUCGCGCUGAAUGGAUUUCAGAACGCAGGGAACCAGCUCCGCGGAUUGCAGAAGGCCUUCAAGAACCCCCUCGGGAACGCCGGGCUCUUGGUCAGCGAGGUCGGGAAACGGGUCCGCAGGAAAGCUGGUCUUGGAACCGGGAUUACGCUGAAGGCCGUUGUGCACCCGAGCCUGAGUUCGAGCGGCGAACGGACCGUCCGGGCGAUCGACCUUUUUGCCGGUGUGGUGGAGGAACAGCUGCUCAAAUACGGCAAGAAAAUUAUCGAUGAACAAUUUGUGUUGAAACGCGUCGCGGACGGCGCCAUCGAUUUGUACGCCAUGGCCGUCGUUCUGUCCAGAGCGUCCCGGGCCUUGGAGCGUGGGCAAGCCACGGCCCAGCAUGAGAAGAUGCUUUGUGACACCUGGUGCACGGAGGCCUACGACCGCAUCACCCAAAACCUGACAUCCCUGCGAUCCAGCGACACGCGGCAGUUUUUCAAGAACCUCCGAGGCAUCUCCAAAGCAAUGGUGGAGAAUGAGGGGGUGGUUUCCCCCAACCCUCUGGGCAUCUGAGGCACCCACCCACCCGAGAGCAGCGGCGGUUGUCGGUCUGUCCUUCAUGCACACGCCGCCUCCUCCUCCUGCUGCUGCAGAUGUCAUGAUUUGGCCUGCAGAUUUUUGGGACGUGGAGGGGAUUGGGUGUGGACUUGUUCAUAGCUCUCUCCUGGAAGGCUGGUAGUGCUUUCGGAGAAAUAUACCUCUUUGCUAUAUAAAUGCCUUAAUGCACCCCUUAACAGCGGGGGGUGGGGGACAGAAUAGACGGAAGCAUAUUAAAAGCUGUAGUUGCAGUGUUAAAUUUGGUUCUGCAUUUGGCUUUCUUUCUGGGCAAUUCUCCCCCAGAUACACGCACCUUGAACUCCCCCUGCGCCACGAUCCCAAAUUUUGAGCCGACAGAAUUAUCUGACUUGUAAAAGUGCAGCAAAUUCCUCGAUCUUAACCUCUCCCGCUUGUUAAUUCACAAGCCGCCCGGGGGGGCCGGAAACUUCAGCCCAUAAACAUCAGUCGCGUAUCUCAAGUUCUGUGGUUCCAGUUGUUGUGUUUUCUGUGAAUAAGUAUUAAAUUACUUUGACAAACGUCUGGAGUGAAGACGGAGAACUGCUGAUGGCGUUCAGGGAAGUUGUCUAGUGUAACGCGAGUGUUGGUUUAAAAAUAGUCCCCGCCACGUGCUGGGAAGUAGAGGAUGUAGAGGCAGCACACCCAGAGAGUGGGGCAUGGCUUUUCAUACCCAGCCUGCAAGACUUGGAGAGAAAGCACAAGUUUCUAGCUCUCAUUGUGGCAGAGAAAAACGUGUACAGCUGUGCUGGUGACUUCUGUAAAACAUCAAGACGUGUUGAGGGGGCGUGGGGGAGGGGAUGUGAAUCACGGAGAGGGGGGGGAUAGAAGCCCCCCACCCACCCCCGGUCCUUUCCAGAGGCCAAAAGUUCCUGCAUUUGUAUCUUAUGCAUCUUUUUGCUCAGGGUAUAAAAAUUGGAACAAAACUGUAACAGUCCCUGAAGUGAGAAUCUUGGUAUUUAACUUGUGUAACCCAAAUAAAUCUUGGGUUGGAGGAGACUUAAGUUGGUACUGUUGAAAUACACGUUCGGGAAAGGUGGAGCAAGUUCUCAUUUGGAUCUUUGUACUCUCUUUUAAAACUGUUUUUUUUGUCAACUGUUCCCAGAUACAGAUGCCGUCUGAUCGUUAGAGUUUCAUUAAAAUUAUUCAGCUUGUGGAAUUCGGCCCGCUGAUAACGUAAUGCACCAAUAAAACUCAGAGUUCUUUUCA